AUGACCCCCCAAACCAACAAACAAUGGAUCAUCCGCCGCUGCGGCAACACCUUCGACAGCCUGGAGCGGACCACCUCCCCGAUGCCGGACGUCGGCGAGUACGACGUCCUGGUCAAGAUCGAGGCGGUCUCGCUAAACUACCGGGACGCCAGUAUUCCCAUGAAUAUGUACCCCUUCCCCAGCAAAAACGACCUAAUCCCCUGCUCCGACGGCGCCGGAACCGUCCUCCAGAUCGGCCGCAAAGUCACCGCCUUCCAGCCAGGCGACCGCAUCACCUCGCUCUUCUUCGCCGCCCACCUCUUCGGCGACCUCACCGCGGCCGCGCAGCAGACCGGACUGGGCGGCUUCGUGGAUGGGUGUCUGCAGCAGUACCGCGUCUUCCACGAGACGAGUCUCGUGCAUGCGCCCAGGAAUCUGAGCGCGGUCGAGAGCGCGACCCUCCCUUGUGCGGCGUUGACGGCGUGGAAUGCCCUGUACGGGGUUAAGCCGGUCCGGCCGGGGCAGACGGUGCUCGUGCAGGGCACCGGUGGGGUUUCAGUGUUUGCGCUGCAGUUUGCUAAAGCCGCUGGUGCGCGGGUCAUCGCCACCACCUCUUCGAGCGCGAAGGCGCAGCGGCUCAAGGAGUUGGGCGCGGACCAUGUGAUCAACUACCGCGAGGAUGCGGAUUGGGGCGAGACGGCGCGGAAGCUGACGCGCCACGGCGUCGAUCAUGUGGUUGAGGUCGGGGGCCCGAAUACCAUGCGCCAGAGUUUGAAGUGUGUCAAGCUGGAGGGUGUGAUCAGUGUGAUCGGGUAUGUGGGCGGGACGAGCGGUGGCAAGGAUCAGGAGCAGCCCCCGCAGAUCUUGGAUACGUUGAUGGGAGCGGCGAUUGUCAGGGGUAUCCAGAUCGGGAGCAAGGAACAGAUGCUGGAUAUGAUUCAGGCGAUUGAGGCGAACGAUAUCACGCCCGUGGUUGAUGAGCGAGUGUUCGAGUUCGAUGAGGCGCGCGAGGCGUAUCAGUAUCUGUGGGAUCAGAGGCACUUUGGCAAAGUGGUCAUCAAGGUUGAUUAA
Aspergillus japonicus CBS 114.51 is the source of this 1050-nucleotide messenger RNA. RefSeq names its product zinc-dependent alcohol dehydrogenase family protein. Bases 1 to 1050 code for a protein of 349 amino acids. The record is from RefSeq and is a predicted model, not a curated record. NCBI's taxonomy places the organism in Eukaryota, Fungi, Ascomycota, Eurotiomycetes, Eurotiales, Aspergillaceae. The transcript has 3 exons. Gene Ontology annotation, molecular function: oxidoreductase activity.